This is a messenger RNA of Carya illinoinensis, 5424 nucleotides long. RefSeq lists its product as uncharacterized. Lineage: Eukaryota; Viridiplantae; Streptophyta; Magnoliopsida; Fagales; Juglandaceae. Bases 1 to 5424 code for a protein of 1807 amino acids. The record is from RefSeq and is a predicted model, not a curated record. The transcript is spliced from 2 exons. Gene Ontology annotation, molecular function: RNA-DNA hybrid ribonuclease activity; nucleic acid binding.
AUGGCGGCCUCUGAUGGCCCGCCGCCCAUGGCAGCUCCGAUCAGGUCCUUCGCAGAUCUAGUUUCUACGGUGCCUCAACCUCUGCCGGUGAUGGAGGUUCCUUUCCGUCAGCCAAAAAUCAUUGAUGGUGAGCUGGUAUUCACGUUUUCAGCAGAGGAAAUUGACAAACUUGCCCAGCCGUUUCGGUUUUCCAUUGUUUUGAAAUUCCUUAGGCAAAGGCCCUCCCUAGAUGCAGUGAGAUCUUUCAUUCACAGUCGGUGGGGGUUGUCUAGCAUGCCGGUUGUUUCAGCGAUGCAGCGUCCAAGACACGUUUUCGUUCGGAUGGCUAACGAGAUGGAUUAUAAUAAGGCCCUGUCUAGAGAAUCAUGUGAGGUUAAUGGGAUCUUCUACAGGCCUUUUGGAUGGACACCAGAAUUCGAUGAAAACUAUGAACCACCGUGUGUACCGGUUUGGGUGUUUUUGCCUGGACUUCCACCGAGUUUCUACCAGCCUUCAGUGUUAAAAAUGAUCACAGCUCCUAUUGGUAGGUUCAUUAGAUGUGAUAAUUCCACUAUGUGUGCUACGCGUACAGAUGGUGCUCGGGUAUGCUUAGAAGUCGACUCUUCAAAGGCACCAAUUAAUUAUUUCUGGAUCGGUAAGCCUGGGGUCCCGAGAAGCAGAAGACAGGAGAUCAUUUUCGAGACUUUGCCGGCGUACUGCUCCAAGUGUAAAUGUCAAGGACAUAAUACUCAAACAUGCCGUAAGGAAAAUGACCAAAAGAAACAUAUGAAAGGCUCAAAGAAAUGGGUAAAGAUUGAUGUGCAACCUACGGAUGAUAGGGUGACCGAUUUAGAGAAUAUGGGAAAUCCUGAGAAAAAGGUGCAAAAGGACGGUUUGGUGCCUCAUGAAGUUGCUGCAGUGGCCGAAAAACUUCCUAUGUUGAAGUCUGAUAUUAAUGGAAAGGAGGUACUGGAAGAUGAAAUUGGAAAUGGGCACACGGCUAGCAUGGAGAUGCAGAAUAUUGAUCAGGUCCCUCGGCAUGUAACAGCCCAGGUUUACGUAGGUGAACUGAGUUCUUCUAAUGGACAUCCAGGUCAAGAAUUUGAACAUGGUGUGGAGUUGAUGAGUGAAAUGCGUGUGGAGAAAAGUGUUGUUUCGGUGUUGGGUCUCAUAGAUAAGGAAGGGAGGUCUAAAGAUAUUCCUUCUUUUCAAAUCACGGAACUUAUGGAGGAUGGGUCCAGCUUGAAUGAUGAGAUGACGAUACCGAAUAAUGAUGGUGAGCAUGUGGAACAUCUUAUUUCUAUAGGAUGUAAUGAUGGGGGUAACAAGGAGUUGGCUGCAGAAUCACAAUCGGACCAUGAAAUUGAGAGAGUUAGUAUGAGAGAGGAUAUGCAAAAAGACUAUUGUACGGACUCGGAAGGCAUGACCAAAAAAGCAGAUAAAAUUCCCACUCUUUUGGGGAAGUAUAAUUGUGAUAGUUUUGUCACUAAUGAGAGACAUAGUGGAAAAAUAUGGCUGUUGUGGAACUCUGAUAUCUCUAUACAGUGGUUGAAUGGGUCGAACCAAUUUGUUUCUGUGAAAGUUGAGGAGAAUGGGUUUGUUUUUAUUCUUACUAUAGUCUAUGCUAAGUGCAACCCUGUUGAAAGGAAAAACCUUUGGGAAGAUUUGGUUGAGCUGAGUAAUGGAAAUCUUCCAUGGAUUCUAUGCGGCGAUUUCAACAUUAUCAGAGAGGACUCGGAAAGACGGGGGGGUCACCCCCGCCCUUUUACGGCUAUGGGGGACUUUAAUUUUUGCCUUCAAAACUGCGGUGUUAUGGAUAUGAAAUCACAAGGCGCGUCGAUGACUUGGUGUAAUGGUCAAAGCGGCUUGGCUCGCAGUUGGGCAAGGUUAGAUCGUUGCUUUCUUAAUUCUAUUUUUCUUAAUUGCUAUCCUAAUGUUUUUUCUCAGGUGUUAUCUCGUUCUACUUCUGAUCACUCUCCUUUAGUGAUUAAGAUGGGUGAAGACCCAUUCAGGUAUGGGCCUAGUCCUUUUCGUUUCCAAUUUAUGUGGACUGACCAUGCAGAUUUCCUUAGCUUCGUGGAGGGGUCUUGGAAUCAAGCUGGGCUUGGUUCUGGUCUUUUUAGGUUGUCCUUUAAACUUAAAAGACUUAAGGUGGCGCUUAGGGAUUGGAAUCAAAGUGUUUUUGGGAGGACAGAUGAGAUUAUCAAGAAUAUUGAGCAGCGUAUAGAUCGACUGGAUAAUAGCCUUCAGAAUUCUUAUUCUAUUGAGGAUGAUAAUGAUCUUUUGGCUGCUAAUUUGGAUCUCUUAACUUGGAGGGGUCGGGAAAAUACUCGUCUGUCUCAUAUGGCUAAGAAAAGAUGGUUAAAAGAUGGGGAUAAUAAUUCAAAAUUUUUCCAUGCAUAUUUGAAUGCAAAAAAUCAAAAGAGGGUAACUGACAUGUUUCUUGCAGAUGGUACUCAUUUAAAUAACCCUCUUGAGAUUCAUAAGGCUGUUGUUGAGCAUUUCAAGCAGUUUUUGAGUGAGAAUAGCAGUUGUGAGCUUUCCAGUUUACGGGAUUUGAUUUCCCCAGUGAUUACGGAGGAUGAGAAUUUGAUGCUUUGUAGUCCUCCUUCGAUGGGUGAUAUUAAAGAUGCUUUGUUUAGUAUUCCUAUUGAUAGUAGCCCGGGCCCGGAUGGUUUUGGCUCAGGGUUUUUUAGGUCCUGCUGGGAGAUUGUUAAAGCAGACCUUUUGGAGGCGGUUUCUGAGUUCUUUCAACAUCAGAUGCUCCCUAGAUAUUAUUCUGCGUCUUUUAUUGUGCUGAUUCCCAAGGUUGAUUCUCCUACGGGCUUUGAUAAGUUUAGGCCUAUAAGUUUGUGUUCUGUGGUUUAUAAGAUUUGUGCGAAGAUUUUGGUGGGCCGUCUCACGAAUGUGCUCCCAAAGAUUAUUUCCCAGGAGCAAGGGGCCUUUAUUCCUGGUCGUAGCAUUUUUGAAAAUAUUAGUCUUACGCAGGAAAUGGUCCACUCUAUUAAUAAAACCACUAAUGGGGGAAAUGUCUUGGUUAAGCUUGAUAUGUCCAAGGCCUAUGAUCGAGUGAAUUGGAGGUUUCUUAUUCAUGUUCUGGAUUCUUUUGGAUUUUCUUCUCAGUUUUGCGCUUUGAUAAACCUUUGUAUUUCCUCACCUUGGUAUUCUAUUAUGAUGAAUGGCACCUCUUUGGGUUUCUUUAAGGGCGAGCGUGGUCUGAGGCAAGGCGACCCACUCUCUCCUUAUUUAUUUGUCAUUAUGCAAGAGACGCUAUCUCAGCUUCUUAAGCAUGCUUUUCAGAAUGGCAAGAUUGUCGGGUUUUCUCAAGCUAGAGGUACUCCCCUUAUUUCCCACCUUAUGUAUGUGGAUGAUAUUGUUAUUUUUGCUAAUGGUGGGAAGAAGUCUAUGAGAGGGUUGAUGGAGGUGCUUAAUCUUUAUGAGACUUGGACAGGUCAGAUUCUUAAUAAAAAUAAAAGUGCUAUUUUGUUUUCUAAAAGGAUAUCUGAUCCAAGAAAGUCUUCUAUUCUUUGUAUGACUGGUUUCUUAGAAGGCUCCUUUCCUUUUAAUUAUCUGGGUGUUCCUAUUGUGAUGGGUCAUCUGAAGGUUUGUGAUUUUGGGGAUCUGAUUGGUAAAUUUAAUAAGAAAGUUGCAGGGUGGAAAAUGAAACUGCUCUCUACUGGGGGUCGUGUUAUUCUUUUACGUCAUGUUUUAUCGAGCAUGGCAACUCAUCUUAUGGCUGUUCUUCAUGUUCCCCAUGGUGUUUACGUGGCGCUUAACAGGAUUAUGAGUUCCUUUUUUUGGGGUGAUUUUGAAGGGAAAGGGAAGAGGAAGUGGGUGGCUUGGAAACAUAUUUGUCAGCCUACAGAGGAAGGCGGUUUGGGUAUUCGGGACUUUGAGGAGGUUCAGAGGGCCUUACAUAUGAAAUUUGCUUGGCAUCUUCUUCAGGGGCAUUCUUUAUGGGCAGAGUUCUUUAGAGGCAAGUAUGUGCAAGGUAGUCAUCUAUCCCUUUUGAGCCCUACUAAAGGAACUAGGUUUUGGAAAGCUAUUGUGCAUUGCAUCCCGGAGGUUUUAAAUAAUUCUAAGUGGCUUGUGAAAGAAGGAAAUGUUUAUUUCUGGUAUGAUAAUUGGGCGGAUGGGGGUCCUAUUGGUGAUCAUUUGCCGGUUCUUGAAAGACCUUCGCUUCGAGUCAAGGAGUGUAGGAUUGAUAAUGGUUGGGAUAUUUCUCUCUUGGAAAGAUUAGUGGGUCCACAAAAAGCCGAAGAUUUGUUUCAGUUUUUGGCUACUAGGAAGGAUGGUCAGGAUAUCCUUAUUUGGACGAGGGAUAAUAAUGGGAAUUUUAAUACUAGAAGUGCUUGGGACUGUAUCCGUGUGAGAUCCCCAUCGUUACCUUGGGCAAAUUGGAUUUGGCAUACUCAUAUUCCCAAGAAAAUUUCUAUUAUGAUGUGGAAGGCGUACCACAAUUGUUUGAGUGUGGAUGAGAAGAUCAAGAAUAUUGGCAUCCCUAUUGUUUCUAAACGUAAUUGUUGUGCCAGGGGUCACAUGGAGGAUUUAAACCACGUACUCUGCACUGGUGACUUUGCCAGAUGUAUUUGGAGGUUGGCGGCGACCCAUUUAGGUGUCCAUAUGGGUGUUUUCCAUACUUGGAAGGAGCAAAUUAAUUUUUGGUUUCGUCGUGCGGGUAAGUCUUCUCAGUUAAGGUCUAUCUUUGGUAUUCUACCAUCCAUUGUUUCUUGGCGACUUUGGGAUAGACGUUGCAAAGCUCGGGUUGAAGAUAAAGUGGACUCAGUUCAGUCAGUUUGGCAUGUUAUCAAAUUGUGGAUUCGAAGGAUUAUGUCGUUAUUUAUGAAAGUCUCUAGGAUUUCUGCCCAUGAUGAGGCUAUUCUGAAAAGGUUGGAGAUCCCAGUUGUAUAUCCUAAGCCCAGGCAUACUCGUGUGAUUAGAUGGAAGAGGCCACCACAAGAUUGGAUGAAACUUAACUCGGAUGGUAGUAGUUUAGGGAAUCCAGGGCCGGCUGGUGCUGGGGGGGUUAUUCGUGACAGCCUUGGUAGGUUGCAUACUGCUUACUCGGUUUUCUUGGGUCAGGGGUCUAAUAAUUUUGCUGAGUUGCGUAGUUUGUUGGAAGGGGUUAGGAGGUGCCAUCAGCUGGGCUUUCGUCGGGUUGAGAUUGAGGUUGAUUCCCAAUUGCUGGUUCGCUGGUGUACUAAGGGUGAAUGUAAUAUUUGGUACCUAGAAGAUUUUUGGGAGGAAUUGUGGGGUCUCUUGGGCGGUAUGGAGUUUCGCAUGCAACAUGUUUUUCGUGAAGGUAAUGUAGUCGCCGAUUUUCUAGCCAAAAAGGGAGCUGGGGGUUUAAAUAUGGAUUGGUCUGUUAAUGAUUCCUUACCCGAUCAGCUCCGUGGUCUGCUUCGUAUGGACAGAAUUGGUCUCCCCUACUUGCGCAUCUCGUAG